AUGGGCAGGAGCAAGGUCCUUGCCCGCGCAUGGCUGGGCUGCCCCGGGCUGCUGGGCUGCUUCUUACUGGGCUUUCUGGCGGGAUGGUUUACAAAGCAGACGGAAAAAAACCCCAGCUCUUCAGAUGCCUAUCAAAACGUGCGGCAGAAAUUUGUGGCUGAAAUGAAAGUAGAAAACAUCCGACACUAUCUUCGCUCCUUUACCAAGUUGCCUCACCUCGCAGGAACUGAACAGAAUCUUCUUCUUGCCAAAGAAAUUCAAGGCCAGUGGAAGGAAUUUGGACUGGAUUCAGCAGAACUCGUUCAUUAUGAUGUGCUUCUUUCAUACCCAAAUGAAACACAGCCAAACUACAUCUCAGUAAUUGAUGAUAAAGGGAAUGAGAUUUUCAAUACAUCAUUGUUUGAACCCCCUCCACAGGGAUAUGAAAAUGUUACUGAUAUACUUCCACCAUAUAAUGCUUUUUCGGCGCAAGGAGUGCCAGAGGGAGAGCUGGUAUAUGUGAAUUAUGGCCGUACUGAAGAUUUUUUUAAGCUGGAGCGUGAAAUGGGAAUUAACUGUACGGGGAGGAUUGUCAUUGCCAGAUAUGGGAAGAUCUUCAGGGGAAAUAAAGUAAAAAAUGCCAUAUUAGCAGGAGCCCAAGGAAUCAUACUUUAUUCAGACCCUGCUGACUACUGUGCCCCAGGAGUAGAUCCCUAUCCAAAUGGCUGGAACCUUCCAGGUGGAGGAGCUCAGCGUGGGAAUGUGUUAAACCUGAACGGAGCUGGGGACCCCUUGACACCAGGUUAUCCUGCAAAAAAGUACGCUUUCAGGUAUCAAGUCAAUGAAGGUGUGGGGAUUCCCAAAAUCCCAGUUCAUCCCAUUGGAUAUCAUGAUGCAGAAGUGUUGUUACGUGCAAUGGGAGGACCUGCAGCUCCAGACAGCAGCUGGAAGGGAAGUCUUAAUGUGUCUUAUAACAUAGGGCCAGGAUUUGCAGACAACUCUUCUACAAGAAAAGUGAGAAUGCAUGUUCAUACAAACAAUAAAAUAACACGAAUUUACAAUGUCAUUGGCAUCCUCAGAGGAGCUGUGGAACCAGACAGAUAUAUUAUUUUAGGAGGUCACAGAGACUCUUGGGUGUUUGGCGGUAUCGAUCCAACUACAGGUGCAGCUGUUCUGCAAGAGGUUGUACGGAGUUUUGGUAAAAUGAAGAUGGAAGGUUGGAGACCUAAGCGAACUAUUAUUUUUGCUAGCUGGGAUGCAGAAGAAUUUGGAUUACUGGGUUCCACAGAAUGGGCUGAGGAAAAUGCCAGAGUCCUCCAGGCACGGGCAGUUGCUUACAUCAACACAGAUUCUUCUAUAGAAGGUAACUACACAUUAAGAGUUGACUGCACCCCUCUUCUCUACAAACUCGUGUAUAACCUGACAAAAGAGGUACAGAAUCAGAGUGUUUAUUUUUUGUGGCUUUCUAAGAAUAUGAAACUGAAAGUUUACUGA
Apaloderma vittatum (bar-tailed trogon) is the source of this 1473-nucleotide messenger RNA. RefSeq names its product N-acetylated-alpha-linked acidic dipeptidase 2-like. NCBI's taxonomy places the organism in Eukaryota, Metazoa, Chordata, Aves, Trogoniformes, Trogonidae. The coding region runs from base 1 to 1473 and encodes 490 amino acids. Gene Ontology annotation, molecular function: carboxypeptidase activity. The transcript is spliced from 13 exons. The record is from RefSeq and is a predicted model, not a curated record.